GCACGGAGUGCAGUGUGUGGCCAGAGUAAGUGUGAGCUCAAUGAGUGUGGUGGUGUUAGGGAGGAUGCGAGUCCCGUUACCACAUGGCUCUUUUCCAACGAGAGACGUUUUGAGAUCAGACACAGGAACCGGAGCUGAGCAACAGCAAGAACAUCAAAUCCGUCCAUCUUUCUGCAACCAACCGAGCCGAGAUCUUUCUACACACACACACCCGUAGACCGUUAUUCCUAUUUAUCCUUCUUUUAUUCUUGUUUAAAGAGCUUGAAUUGAGCUUUUGGGGUUGAGACAGGUUCAUAACAGGUGAUCAGCCAAAAAAAGGGAUUUACUGCUCGACAAUAUAUUGGCUGUUAGGAGGUGAUGACAGCCGACAAGCCCGGGCCCAUGGUGAACGGGAGGCACGCGGAGGACGCCGAGGCUCCGCGCGCGAACCCCGUGCACGAGCGCGGCCAGUGGGGCAGCAAGUUGGAGUUCAUGCUCUCGGUGGCCGGAGAGAUCAUCGGACUCGGCAAUGUCUGGAGAUUUCCGUAUCUCUGCUACAAAAACGGAGGCGGUGCUUUCUUUGUGCCUUAUGUCAUCUUCUUCGUGUGCUGCGGUAUUCCUGUGUUCUUUUUGGAGACAGCGUUAGGCCAGUUCACCAGCGAAGGAGGAAUCACAUGCUGGAGAAAAGUAUGUCCACUUUUUGAGGGUAUUGGUUACGCAACUCAGGUCAUUGAGGCGCACCUGAAUGUGUAUUAUGUGGUUAUUUUGGCAUGGGCAAUCUUCUACCUGGCUAACUGCUUCACCACCGAGCUCCCCUGGGCCUCCUGUGGCCAUUACUGGAACACAGAAAACUGUGUGGAUUUCAACAAUGCCAGUUUGGCAAAUUUCACCAAUCCAUAUUCCACCUCACCAGUCAUUGAGUUUUGGGAGCGUCGUGUCCUCAGUAUAUCCAGUGGAAUUGAGCAUGUUGGGAAGCUGCGCUGGGAACUUGCUCUGUGCCUUGCAGUGGCCUGGGUCAUUUGUUAUUUCUGCAUAUGGAAAGGUCCUAAAUCAACUGGAAAGGUGGUAUACGUCACUGCAACCUUCCCUUAUUUUAUGUUGGUGAUCCUGCUUAUUCGAGGGAUCACACUUCCUGGUGCAGCAGAUGGAAUCAAGUUCUACCUUUACCCAGACAUCUCAAGGCUCUCAGACCCUCAGGUAUGGGUGGAUGCUGGAACUCAGAUCUUCUUCUCAUAUGCCAUCUGUCUAGGAUGUCUGACUGCUCUCGGGAGCUAUAACAGUUAUAAUAACAACUGUUACAGGGACUGUGUCAUGCUAUGCUGCUUGAACAGCGGCACAAGUUUUGUGGCAGGAUUUGCCAUCUUCUCUGUGUUAGGUUUCAUGGCUUACGAACAGAAUGUGCCGAUUGAAGCUGUGGCGGAAUCAGGUCCAGGUUUGGCUUUUAUUGCAUAUCCAAAAGCUGUGACCAUGAUGCCGUGGUCUCCUCUGUGGGCGUUCCUUUUCUUCAUGAUGCUCAUCUUCCUCGGUCUAGACAGUCAAUUUGUGUGUGUAGAGAGUCUUGUAACUGCUGUGGUGGACAUGUACCCCAAAACCUUCCGAGUGGGAUACCGUCGAGAGCUCCUGAUCUUAGGGAUGUCAAUAGCUUCAUAUAUAUUGGGUUUAACCAUGUUGACAGAGGGUGGCAUGUAUGUGUUCCAGUUGUUUGAUUCCUAUGCUGCCAGUGGUAUGUGUUUGCUAUUUGUGGCCAUAUUUGAGUCCAUCUGCAUCGGCUGGGUCUAUGGCGGUGACAAGUUUUAUUCGAACAUCGAGGACAUGAUUGGUUACAAGCCAAUAUUUUUCAUCAAGUGGUGCUGGAAGAUCCUUACCCCUGGCAUUUGUUCAGGAAUUUUCCUCUUCUUCUUGAUCAAGUACAAGCCCCUGAAAUACAACAAUGUGUACACGUAUCCAGACUGGGGUUACGCCAUUGGAUGGACAAUGGCAAUGUCCUCGAUGAUCUGCAUCCCCCUGGGCAUUAUAGUCCAGAUCUGGAAAACAGAAGGAACCUUUAAGGAGAGAAUCAAGAAGCUGACAACCCCAAGCUCUGAUUUGAGGAUGAGAGGCCACCUCAGUGCAAAGAGUCCCUAUGCCAUUAAUGAUGCUGAUGCUAAAAUGAGGGUGGACGGCAAAAUCUCCACCAUUACGGAGAAGGAGACACAUUUCUAAACCUGUACCUACCAAGACACGGUCACAGCCACCCAGAUUGGAAAGGAAAAGAACUUAAAGCUUGCCUGAAUUAUUGGUGAAGAGAAAUAUGAUUAUCACAUUCUUAGUCUUGCCCUUUUUGCACAAAUGAUUAACGCAUCCAUUAAAAGUUAACUUCACGAUAAAAGAAAGUCUUAUAUUCAAGUUUAUCAAAAAUCUAGACUGUUAAAGGUGAACUUGUUCUUUGUGUAUUUUUGUGACACUAGUGAUGUCACCAAGGUAAAAAAAAAAAAAAAGUGCUGUAAAGUGUUUCUGCAUUUUGACUCUUGGCCAUGGCAUUAUUCUCUACAGAAUGUUCCUAAUGUGUAGACAAAUCAUUUUAUGACCAUUCCAAAUGUUACAGGUAUGUUUGUAGAGGAUUCUUUAUUUGCUGGAUAAAAGUGAUGGUACAUUUGUUUGGCAAUAGCCUCCUCGCAGGGCGAGCAUUAGUUAGCACUCACGGUGCCCAUGUUAUUUUAUACAGCAUGGACUCAAUGCCACUUCACAAUGGUUAAACUGAGUUUAAUCCAAGGUGACAAGACCGCACACAAUUCAUUAUUUUUGUGCUUUGCGAACAUUUUUCAGAUAGAACUUCAGAACUUGACUCUCUAAUGCGAUAGUGGGCACUUCAUUUCUCUCAGUAUUAUACAAAAGGUUUGUUGACAAGCUGGUGGCCCAUGGGCAGCUGUUUAGGUUCAGGUCAGGUUUUUUCGCAGCACACAUUGACUAUAUGGAUACCAUUAUAGAUAAAUGUGGCUUCUAAUUGUUGGUUGAGUGUUAUGUAAGUUUGGGCCUUAAGAUAGGAAAAGAUUAAAGGUAAGUAGGAUUUAACAGGGAUAUGCCGCAAAAGGGAUUAAUUGAGUCCUAAUGUUUUGGACUGGCUAACACACUCGCUGCUAUUAUCAUUUUUACCACCUGGUUUGUAGAGUGAAAUGUGCCCCUAAAAUGUUAGUUACCAUUACACUGACUUAAUAAGCUAAAUAUAUUUUUAAUUUUGUGAUUUAGCUAGUUUAUCGAAUGUGUUCGAUAGAAGUGUUGGCUAAGAAAGAGCGUGAGAGUGUUAUAUCAGGGCACCCAGCUACUUCUAUAUGUAGAUGUCCGGUUGUCUUGGAUCCACUGUGAACCCUGUGCACAUGCAUGUGAUCUUUGGUAUGGUCUAAUUCAUAAUGACACUGUCACCUCUGUUUGUGCAAGUAAACUGUUUUACUGUUUUAAUAGCCUAACUUUUGAGAUUGAUGUAUAUUUUUACAUUUGGUUAGGGCAUUUUUGUGUGUACUAUUUCUUGAGAUGAACAAAAAAAAAAUGUGUUUAUUGGAUGAAUUUUGAUAUGCCAUUCAACAUGGUGUUUUAGAGAUAUAAUGCAAAUGUUAUAUGUGCUGUUUACACAGAUUUUGGUAUUCACAGGACAUAAGAAUCUGCUUACUCAUUUUUAAAAAUAAAAGAUAAAAAAGAAA
Molecule: messenger RNA, 3653 nt
Organism: Silurus meridionalis
Lineage: Eukaryota; Metazoa; Chordata; Actinopteri; Siluriformes; Siluridae
Gene: slc6a11b
Product: solute carrier family 6 member 11b
Exons: 15
Coding region: 358-2181 (607 amino acids)
Biological process (GO): sodium ion transmembrane transport
Cellular component (GO): membrane
Source: RefSeq, a predicted model, not a curated record